Cercospora beticola is the source of this 1222-nucleotide messenger RNA. RefSeq names its product HpcH/HpaI aldolase family protein. Gene Ontology annotation, cellular component: cytoplasm. NCBI's taxonomy places the organism in Eukaryota, Fungi, Ascomycota, Dothideomycetes, Mycosphaerellales, Mycosphaerellaceae. Gene Ontology annotation, molecular function: aldehyde-lyase activity. The record is from RefSeq and is a predicted model, not a curated record.
AUUUAGUGUCUUCGGCCUCUCGGGCGGUGGAAUUGCGAGAUGCGGAGUUGUUGUGAUGUCUUUGCACCGAAUGCUAGUCUACUGUGAGGGCCUGGCAAGCGGACAUCGUCCGACGGAGCUGUUCCGACCACAGCCCCAAAUGCGAGGAUCCCGGCUGUCCAAUCAUCCACAGCCAAUGUUCCUCGACGAGUUGAACGAGUCGCGUUGGACAGUAGACGGCAUAUUGGUAGGACUUCUCCUGCACUUUCGCAUUUCGAUCUUUUGCACUUCGCGGCAUUAAAUUCCUCACCUCGUCAAAUCCACAAGCAAGCAUACCACUCACGAGCUCGACGACAUGACACAAGAAGUGACUUUGGCGAACUCCUUGCGAGAGAAGCUGCUUCGCAAUGAAGUAGCUUCAACUCUGAGCGUCAAACUCGUCAGGUCAGUCGAGUUGCCCAUGAUGGCCAAGACGGCCGGUUUCGACGGGAUUCUCAUCGACAUGGAACAUUCCUCGUUCGACCUCGACACGACCGGCCAACUCUGCAUGGCAGCGCUAUAUGCUGGUAUUACCCCAAUCGUCCGUGCACCGAGCAAAGAUCCGUUCUUUGUUUCACGCAUAUUGGAUGGCGGAGCUCUGGGUGUGAUUGUGCCGCACAUUCGAUCAGUGCAAGAUGCGAAGGACGUUGUGGCGGCAGCCAAGUUCCAGCCUGUGGGCCAUCGAUCAUCGACGAACGGGCUUCCACACUUCCAGUUCCGAUCAAUUCCAGCUAAGGUUGCGAAUCCUGUUAUCAAUGCGAACACACUCGUGAUUCCAAUGAUUGAGACGCUGGAAGCACUUGAGCUAGUUGACGAAAUCGCCGCCGUUGAAGGUGUCGACAGCUUGUUGAUUGGCACCAAUGAUCUCACAGCCGAAAUGGGUAUUCCGGGGCAGUAUGAGCAGGAGCAGGUGACGGAAGCAUACUGCAGAACGAUUGCUGCAUGCCAGAAAGUUGGCAAGUGGGUUGGUGUUGGCGGGUUACAUGCGCGAUUGGAUCUUGUCGAGAAGUUUUGUGCAAUGGGUGCCAAUUGGGUCAUGGCUGCUACUGAUGGACCAUUACUGCUAGGUGGGGCCACGAAGAGGGCCUCGGAGAUGUUGGCGCUCAAUGAGAAGGUUCGACGCCCAGCUGCGCGGAUGAAUGGAGACGUAAAGCACGAUAACGUGCAAGUAGCAGUGGCCGAGAUACCUUCACAGAUAGUUUAG